ACCAUUCUAUCUCAUCUUGGUGAACUGGCAAUCAAAAGUACUGCCAACACCGCAGGGCUGAGCUUGGCUCUGGACAACACUAUGCAGAUGUUCCGUGACGGUUUGGAAAAUUUUCUGAUCACAGCCGCCCAGGAAGUGCCGAGCAAUUUCAGCGUUUACGUCGACCAAUUCCGGCGCAAUUUGAUCGCGCCACACAUUCUGGCGUUGAGCAUCCAGGCUUUCGACAUUUUCACUCCUUUAGCUCGUGACGGACGGCUCUACUUCGUGCCCAGCAGGAGCAAUACCCCACUCGUUCCAGGAGUGCCGUACCGUAACGCUCGGACGUGGAUGACCGAUACCCUGCAGUUGGUGUACAGCCGAACGCAAUCCUACCGAGCCAAGGAUCCCAUUUAAUUUGAAAUUCACUAAAUGAGAAAUGAAUUAGAAUUACUAAUUUCCCAUCAGGUGGAAGAACGGACACUCCAAAUCAUCGACGGCUGGAAUAAUGGAACUUUUCAACUGGAAUCAACUGCCACCAGUUUGAUAUUCGUCUUUUAUCAUCUCGACGAUGGAUUGAGCAUGACGGCGUUAACGAGAGGAACUUUGCUCAGCCCUUUAAACGGAGAGUGCCCGAUUGUUCGACUCGGCACAUUCGCCCUGUACACGGCAAAUUGUGGCAACAUCAUUUUCGAGAAAGGCACCUGGUCUUAUUUCAUCGACGUCAUGGGCUCAAGCACAGUUCGCCUGGACACAUUCUUUUCUAGUGAUUCCGUCAGUCCAGUUAGAGUGAAAACGUGGACGAAUUCGAUUGAAAAUAAACAAAUCGAUUGGAGGAGCCAGCGGGUCGUCAUCUACGCUCUGGCGACCCAGCAGGAAAAGGCCGUCAGCGGUUUGAAUCUCUUGGCCCACAUCUCCGGUGACAGCAAGGCCGAUUCAGUUUUCAGCGUCAGUCUGAAUGAAAACAAUUUGUCGGAUGUGACGAAAGGCGACGGAGUUUACUCCGCCCAGCUCAACGAUUUGCUCCGCAAUUUCAUCCGCUUCUCCUACGUCGUCGAAAUCGUCGGCGGAGUAGGGACUGUCGAUUCCGGCACUUAUAACGGACAUCCUAUGGCUGGAUGUUUCAUUCCCUCCGGGAAAUCUCUGCCAAUCUCUGCCAUCAACCGUUACGUUUACGGCGGCAGUUUCCAGUUGAGUCUGCCUUACGACGGCCGAGAUGUUUUGCCACCUGGGCGCAUCUCAGAUUUAAACAUCAGCGCCUUUGACUCGAAAAAUUCAUCGACGGUACUCACCUGGACGGCACCGAUGGACAAUUACAAUGUUUCCGACAUUCUGGUUGACAGAUUCGUAAUCACCAGUGAAGAUGCCGAUAGCAAAGAAGCGAUUAUCUUUAACGGAACUAUCAAGCCUCUAUCCGGAACUGUGUAUCACGUCAUCAUGGCGGUCGACGUGCCGAAAUCCGACAAGAUCCGCAGUGUGUACUUGUCGAGAAUAUCUGACUCUGUUUCAAACAUGUAUUGGGAACAUAGAAUGAAUACAGUUGAGAACGUGGGUAAUACUGAAUAG
Daphnia pulicaria is the source of this 1542-nucleotide messenger RNA. Its product is annotated as calcium-activated chloride channel regulator 4-like. Lineage: Eukaryota; Metazoa; Arthropoda; Branchiopoda; Diplostraca; Daphniidae. The coding region runs from base 409 to 1542 and encodes 377 amino acids. The record is from RefSeq and is a predicted model, not a curated record. The transcript is spliced from 5 exons.